CUUAUCAAAGAAACACAGAACUAGAAAACUAGGCUCAGUCCCAGCUUUCACCAUGGGAAGUGCACGCUUUUGCUGGGACUUCUAUCUGCUUUUACUCCUCAUAAAUACUUGCCGUGUAAUGGGAAAUGUUGGAAUAGAAGAUACAGACGAGUGUUCCGAGGACACAGAUGACUGCCACAUCGAUGCUCUGUGCCAGAACACCCCCAAAUCCUUCAAGUGCAUCUGUAAGGCUGGUUACAAGGGAGACGGCAAGCAGUGUGAAGAUAUGGACGAGUGUGAUAAUGACUACAACGGCGGCUGCGUGCAUGACUGCAUCAACAUCCCUGGAAACUACAGGUGCACAUGCUAUGAUGGCUUCAUGCUGGCUGAUGAUGGACACAACUGCCUAGAUGUGGAUGAGUGUCAGGACAACAACGGUGGGUGCCAGCAGAUCUGUGUGAACACCAUGGGCAGCUAUGAGUGCCAGUGCAAGGAGGGCUUCUUCCUGAGCGACAACCAGCACACCUGCAUCCACCGCUCCGAAGACGGAAUGAACUGCAUGAACAAGGAUCACGGCUGUGCCCAUAUCUGCAGGGAAACUCCCAAAGGUGGCGUGUCGUGCGAGUGCCGGCCGGGGUUCGAACUGGCCGAGAACCAGCAGGACUGCAGAUUGACGUGUAACUAUGGAAAUGGAGGUUGCCAGCACACUUGUGAAGACACUGAUGUUGGACCAUUGUGUGGCUGUCACCAGAAAUAUGCCCUGCACUCUGACCUCAAGACCUGCAUUGAGGAGGAUGAGGCUGCAAUUGAGAGCUCUGAGUUCAAUACCACGUCAGUAGCUGAUGUGGACAGGAGGGUGAAGCGUCGUCUGCUUAUGGAGACCUGUGCAGUGAAUAAUGGUGGAUGUGAUCGUACAUGUAAAGACACGGCCACCGGUGUCCGUUGCAGCUGUCCUGUGGGCUUCACACUGCAGCCGGAUGGCAAGACCUGCAAAGACAUCGAUGAGUGUCUGGAGAACAAUGGCGGCUGUGACCAUUUAUGCAGGAAUACUGUGGGCAGCUUUGAAUGCAGCUGUCAGAAAGGGCACAAACUCCUAACCAAUGAGCGCACUUGUCAAGAUAUCGACGAGUGCUCUUUUGAGAGAACCUGUGAUCACAUCUGCAUCAACUACCCAGGAAGUUUUGAGUGUGUUUGUCACAGAGGCUACACUCUCUAUGGUCUCACACACUGCGGAGACAUCGAUGAAUGCAGCAUCAGUAACGGCAGCUGUGAAUACGGCUGUGUAAACACACAGGGUAGCUAUGAGUGUGUGUGUCCACCUGGUCAGAAACUACACUGGAACAAGAAAGACUGUGUUGAGGCAGUGAACUGCCUGGCCAGCGGGAAGUCUGCUGCCCGUGCUCUGCUCAGCUGCUCCAAGACGGGCGGAGUGGAGGUGUGCUCCCUCUCCUGUCCAUCAAACGCCCUCUUCCUGGCGGAUUCAGAAAACAGCUACUCUCUGAGCUGUGGAGUACCAGUCCAAUCAGGCACAUCAGCACCAAAAAGGAACACUACAUCUACCUCCCCCUCUCUACAGAGCUGCACAGAAACAUUGGCUCAGCCCAUCAAACAGAAGACACGGUUUAAGAUCAAGGACGCCAAGUGUCACCUGAGGCCACGUAACAAGGAGAAGCAUCGAGAUGUGGCCAAGCAGAGCCUUCAGGGAGGUCAGUUCCCCUGCACAGAGGACUGUCAGGUGACAUUUGUAAAUCUGAAGUGUGAGUCGUCCAAAAAGCGUCGGCGGGGCCGGAAGUCUCCAUCUAAAGAGGUCUCGCAAAUCACUGCCGAGUUCGAGAUGGAGAUGAAGGAGGAGGAAGCUUCAGAAUCGUGCGACGUGAACUGCGUGCGGGAGAGGGUGAAACAGAGGCUUCAGAACACUCUGCGCACCCUGAGGAAGUCCAUCAACAAGCAGCAGUUCUACAUCCAGUUCUCGGGCACGGCGUACGAGGUGGCUCAGCGCGCCGCACUCCAGCCGGACGCCGCCGAGUCCUGCAGCACCGGACAGGUCCUCAUGGACAGCAAGUGCGUCAGCUGCGGUGCAGGGACCUUCUUCAGUGGUGAGCAGGAGCAGUGUGUGCAGUGUCCUCCGGGAACCUAUCAGGACAUGGAGGGUCAGCUGUCCUGUGAACCCUGCCCCAGCACAGAGCCGCAGGGCAUCACCGGAGCCAAGAACGUCUCUGAGUGCGGAGGUCAGUGCCCGCCUGGUCAUUUUUCUGUCGACGGCUUUCGUCCAUGUCAGUUGUGCCCGCUCGGCACAUUCCAGCCGGAGCCGGGCCGGGUUCUGUGCUUCCCCUGUGGGGGUGGACUCAUGACCAAACACACUGGGAGCACGUCCUUCAGAGACUGUGAAGCCAAAGUCCACUGUGCUCCAGGACACCACUACAACUCCAGCUCCCACCGCUGUAUCCGGUGUCCGGCCGGCACUUACCAGUCCGACUUUGGGCAGAACUAUUGCAUCACCUGCCCUGGAAACACCACCACUGACUUUGAUGGGGCCACCAAUGUGACCCACUGCAAGAACCAAAUGUGUGGGGGUGAACUAGGAGACUUUAUGGGCUACAUCGAGUCCCCCAACUACCCUGGGGACUACCCAUCUAAUGUGGAUUGCGUCUGGACCAUCAAUCCCCCCAACAAGAGACGCAUCCUCAUCGUCGUGCCCGAGAUCUUCCUCCCUAUUGAGGAUGAGUGUGGUGACGUGCUCGUCAUGAGGAAGAGCUCCCAGCCCACGUCCAUAACAACCUAUGAGACGUGUCAGACUUACGAGCGUCCAAUCGCCUUCACCUCCCGCUCCCGUAAACUUUGGAUUCAGUUCAAGUCCAACGAGGGUAACAGCGGCAAGGGCUUCCAGGUUCCCUACGUCACCUACGAUGAAGAUUAUCAACAGCUCAUAGAGGACAUUGUACGAGAUGGUCGACUCUAUGCUUCAGAGAAUCACCAAGAAAUAUUGAAAGAUAAGAAGCUGAUUAAGGCUCUGUUUGACGUCCUGGCUCACCCUCAUAACUAUUUCAAGUACACGGUUCAGGAGUCCAAGGAGAUGUUCCCACGCUCCUUCAUUAAGCUGCUACGCUCCAAAGUCACCAGGUUUCUACGGCCGUACAAAUAGAAACCUGGAGGCCACCUCUAUCCCAGUCCCAGUCUGCCCUUGUCUCCUCUCACGUACCUCCUUCUGUCCUCAUUUCCUUUCACGUGCCUCCAUCUCUCCUCAUAUCCUCUCACGUGCCUCCUUCUCCCCUCCUAUCCUCUCACGUGCCUCCUUCUCCCCUCAUCUCUUUUCACGUGCCUCCUUCUCCCCUCAUAUCCUCUCACAUACCUCCUUCUCCCCUCAUCUCUUUUCACGUGCCUCCUUCUCCCCUCAUAUCCUCUCACGUGCCUCCUUCUCCCCUCAUCUCCUCUCACGUGCCUCCUUCUCCCCUC
This is a messenger RNA of Electrophorus electricus (electric eel), 3432 nucleotides long. RefSeq names its product signal peptide, CUB domain, EGF-like 1 (gene scube1). Gene Ontology annotation, molecular function: calcium ion binding. Gene Ontology annotation, biological process: signal transduction. NCBI's taxonomy places the organism in Eukaryota, Metazoa, Chordata, Actinopteri, Gymnotiformes, Gymnotidae. The record is from RefSeq and is a predicted model, not a curated record. Gene Ontology annotation, cellular component: cell surface.